Alosa alosa (allis shad) is the source of this 2402-nucleotide messenger RNA. It is a transcript of the gene itpka, whose product is annotated as inositol-trisphosphate 3-kinase A. Gene Ontology annotation, cellular component: cytoplasm; nucleus. Gene Ontology annotation, molecular function: inositol tetrakisphosphate kinase activity; inositol-1,4,5-trisphosphate 3-kinase activity. NCBI's taxonomy places the organism in Eukaryota, Metazoa, Chordata, Actinopteri, Clupeiformes, Clupeidae. The record is from RefSeq and is a predicted model, not a curated record. Gene Ontology annotation, biological process: inositol phosphate biosynthetic process. The transcript is spliced from 7 exons. Bases 292 to 1623 code for a protein of 443 amino acids.
UUGAGAUCUAAACCAAACCGCGUUGACGCUGUCGCGCCUAUGGGUGAGAGGGAUUCCCCAUAACCAGGUUAUCUAAACAGCUUCAGCAGUGAGUCGAACCAACUCGGAAGGGACUGAAAAAUAGAUUAAAAAGUCGCAAUCUUGCAAAAUAAAUAUUGCAAGUUAUAUAGUAGACCUACACCAUGAACUCUAAAUGGAACUAAUUACCGUGACGCGUUUAGAAUAGCCCAAAUAUUCUGGCAACACUCGAGGUAUUUCUACUGCUACUUUGGUUUACAAGCGUCCUUGCCAAUGCCGAAGGAAAGGCGGAGGUCCUUGAGGGAGGUAGGGCUUUCCAGGUCUGGGAUUUGCGACGGGUCAACCAGGGAGCGCAAGGCAAACUUGAAAGCGACAGAGAUUUGUGAUGAACUGUUACAUAUGGCGGAACAAACUGGCUCAACAAGUGGGCAAGCAGAGUUUUGCGGAGGUGACGGGCUGACAGCGCGGGGGACCUGUCGAGUUCCCCAGGUGACCAUAACCCCCGAAGGCGAUGCAUGUCCGCGGGAGAUGAAACUAGAGGAAUGGGGUGAGGUAAAUGGGACGCUACGACGCAAACUAUCAAACUCGUCUAUCUCAUCGACGGGUUCUUCGACAGUGUUUGAAGAAUCGGAGGAUGACAUUCUAAGUGAUAAUGAGACAAAGAGCAAAGGAAUCGUCACCCUAGAGCAACUGGUGGACUCGGGAGAACAAACUAAGCCAUGGUGGAAGUUGAAGACCAUAGUCCACCUCCCCUUCCUCGUCUCACAACGCAAACGCCUCUCCUGGGUUCAGCUCGCAGGCCAUAAAGGUAGUUUCAAGUCUGGUGGUGAGGGGACCAUCCUGAAGAAGUUCUCGGAGAUCGAGAAGCAGUGUUUUGAGAGACUGCAGGGUGAUGCCCUGGUGGGCUUUGUGCCGGCGUACCACGGGGUGGUGCAAAGCGACGGGGAGCCCUUCUUGCAGAUGACCGACCUGUUGGGCAGCUUCGAGGGCCCUAAUGUCAUGGACUGCAAGAUGGGAGUCAGGACGUAUCUAGAGGGGGAGCUGGACCGGGCGCGGGAGCGACCCAAACUGCGGCGCGAUCUCUACGAGAAGAUGCUGGAGGUGGAUCGGCAGGCGCCCACGGCGGAGGAGCACAACCAGAGGGCCGUCACCAAGCCACGCUACAUGCAGUGGAGGGAGACCCUCAGCUCCACACACACGCUGGGCUUCCGCAUCGAAGGCGUCAAGAAGUCAGAUGGCACCUGCCGGACAGACUUCAAGAGAACGCGCUCAAAGGUGGACGUCACUCAGGUCUUCAGGGAUUUUGUCGGGGGAAACACCAACAUAGUUAAUGCAUAUGUGAGUAAGCUCCGAGAGAUCAAACAAGCCCUGAACACAUCAGAGUUCUUCAAGAAGCAUGAGGUCAUUGGUAGCUCCCUCCUGUUCAUCCACGACCACACGGGCCGCGCCGAAGUGUGGCUCAUCGACUUCGGCAAGACCACUGCCUUGCCAGACGGCCAGAGCCUGCAGCACUGCACGCCGUGGAAGGAGGGGAACCGCGAGGACGGCUACCUGUGGGGCCUCGACAACCUCAUCCACACGCUGGCCUCGCUAGUCCAGGGGUGACCCCUGACCUCUAAGGCUGAACUCUGACAUCAGCCGCAAGGAUGAGGACUCACAGUACGUCACUCUGUCUGUUUUGUUGACACUUGAAGUGUUACAUUGUUGCUGCAGACAUUGUUGAUGCAGUACUUGAAGAAAAACGUAUCAACAAACUAUUGUGUCACGUUAAAAGGGCAUCAAGGCCAUCGAACAAAGCACAAAAGCAGAUGCCCGAGUUCAGUGCCAAAAAUAACAAUAUUCUCAAAAUAUCUCCUGUGAAUAUACCAUGAGUCCUUUAACCAAUUAAUCACAUUCCUCCUGUGAGAAUGGAAGUGUGAUGUAUGUACAGUAAGUCCACGUUACUAGAAAACUGAGUGUGUUUGUGAUGUGUCAUAAAGUGCACAACAAUUGCAUUAGGGAUUGCAACUCUAUCACUCUAACGCCUCACCACCCCAACAAGAUUUUGCAGAUAGCAGUUUCAUACAACUGACUGAUGCCACUUUACACAGCCUGUACAGAGAAAGUAAGGAGAUAUAGUAUGUUUCAAACUUUGUUCUCAUAUCCUCUUAUGUUAAAGUGAUUUUUCCUCUUAUGGCAAAGAAAAGCAGAAUAUUUGGAUCCACUGUGAGUACUAAUAGCUGUUUUUAAAGUACUGUAUUCCAGUACAAACCCAUUAAGCACACUUUUUUCUGAAACUUCUUCAAAGUUCACGACACUAUGCAAAAGUAUUUGCAUUUUGCAUGACAUGUAAAUUUGUGUAUUGUUUAUCCAUGAUACAUCUGUGAAAUAAAAAAGUAAAUAUA